Messenger RNA from Paramecium octaurelia, 1343 nucleotides. The record is from the annotation of a GenBank genome assembly. Lineage: Eukaryota; Ciliophora; Oligohymenophorea; Peniculida; Parameciidae.
AUGAAAUUAUUUGAGGGUCAAGAAUAACCAAAGCUCAAAUUGAAAAUAAAUAAGAAGUAUGCAGAGAAGUAUUAAAAGAAAAAGGAAAGGGAAUUAUUGGAUAAGAAAGGAGAAAUUCUAGAUUAAGAAGAAAGUAGCGAAGAUUAGAUUCCAGAAGACGAAAAUGGAGAUUUGAUUAAUGACAAAGUAACUUAAAAGUUCAUAGAAACUCUUGCAAAAAUAAGGUAUAAACAUCCAGAUAUUUAUAAAAAUAAAGAGAUAUUUUAAGAGGAAGAUUUUGAUGAACCUGAAAUCAGAGAUUAAAAGCAAAAGAAGGUCACUUAUGCGGAACUCUAAGGGUAGGGAGUCAAAGAUGAAUAAGAGGAAUUAGAAGAAGAAGAAUACGAACCAAAUAUAGGCAUGACUCCUAAUGAAGAAUAAAUCUAAUUGAAAAAGGCUUUUAUAGAAGCAGCUAAGAAUACACCUAAAUAACAGAAGGACUUACUAAAAGUAAAAUAAAAGACAGUACAAGAAAUAGAGGAUGAAAAUAAGGAAUUUGAAAAGCUAUUAAAAAAAUAGAAGCCUGAAGAGUAAGAUAUAUUAUAAAGGUUUUGGGGAAAUGAAGAGGAGUUGGAUGAGAAGGAUAAAUUCCUAAGGAAAUAUAUAUUAACAAAAGGGUGGAUUGAUAAAGAUGACAUGAAUGAGAUUAUUGAUUCAUCUGAAGACGAAGAGAAAAUGGAUGAGUUUGAAGAAAAAUACAAUUUUAGAUUUGAAGAAGAGGGAGGAAAUCAAUUGAUCACUUAUGAAAGAGAUUUAAAGGAUACAUUGAGAUAGGAACCAGAAACGGCAAGACAUAGAUAGAGAUUAGCAAANUUAAGGACUUAUUAAAAGAAAAGGAUCCUGAAUUUUUUCAAUUGUGUUCAACAAAUUUUAUACUUUUUUAACAGGGAGAUGCCAAUGAUAAUAAUUCUGCUUGGACAAAAUGUUAUAUGUUAUCUGAGAAUUUAAAAAGUUAUUUAUUUUCUUUGGGAUUUAUUGUUGAUGAUGUAAAUCUUGAAAAUAUCUUAAAAGAAACUUAUUUAUAUUAAGAAAAAAAUAGCAAAGAUAAAUAUUAAUUGGAUUUGGAUGCAGCUUAUUUUAGUGUUUAUUUAUCCUUUAAAUUGAUUUAUCCUGAUUGUGAUAAACUGUUGGAGGUUGUAAAGUUUUUCUCAGAUUCGGAAACAAAUUUAAUUGAAGUAUCCACAGCGAAAAUAGUAUUAAAUAAAAUGAUGGAUGAAAAGUAGAUUAAUAAUGUUUUUAAAUGGCCAGAUUCCUCUAUCAAAUAUGAUUAAUUAUUUAAAGUGUUAACUUUGUUACCUUAUUGA